AGAAGGUCCUGGUGAACAGUCAGACACAGAGAAUGGUCUACAAGAGCUGUCUCAUUGUCCUGCUCCUGGUGGGCUCCCUGAGUGCAGAAACCGACUCCGAGCAGAAUGAUUCCCUGAGCACCAGGAAGGCCAGGGUGGCAGCCCACAACUCAGGUAAAUUGGGCAGAUUGAAAGAUGGAGAUUGGAGAAGAUACAUGUUAUAGGACAGGCAGAGAGGAAGUAAUGAUGCCUGUCAGUCAGUCUUUUUUUAACAGGGUUAGAGUUACCUGGGGAAUGGAAAGAGGUCCUGACAUUUAUAUAACAUUAGAAAAUCCUCCAGUUAUUGAGGGGAUGUUGCACUGAGAUGUCUGAUUAAAGAUAUGCUGCAUGAGCUGAUUCUCCCCAGUCUGCACCAUGUCACCUAAAAGAUAUAUUUUAAUAUAUAAGUGACUUGUAUUCUGUUAAGAUUUCUCACUAGAAAUACUUCUGAAAAAUGAAGAAAGGCUGUGCAAUCACCUGCAUUGUAUACUAUAGGCUCUGCUGGGAGUCCAGACUUUCAGUCCACUACUCCUUUAGUCUUCUCUCUGCUCCAUUCUUGGUAUGAAAUGUGUUAUCCUUUUAGGGUGGUAUUGGUAAGGCUAAAUCUGAAGGGUAUAACUUUCAUUAAUGGUUAGAUUAUUCCAUUGACACUCCUAGGCAAAAUCUGGAGUGUAUCACUGGCAAACCUUUACCUGCAAUGCAUGAGAUGCUUCAAGCAUAUCAGAAAAAUGUGAGACUUUUCUAUCCUCAUCACUGUAAAACAUGCCCAUAUACCUAGUCCUGAUAUGCUUCACAGUCUAUGUCAGGGGUAGGCAACCUUUUAGCAGCACUGUGCCGAUAUAGGAUUGUGAUGUUCCGUUGCGUGCCGGUCCUAUAUUUUUAAAUUGAGGUGUGUAUGCUGCCGUAUUAUGCUUGUGUUAUUUUUACUGCAGUUGCUUUGCAUUGUUGUAUUUGUGCGUAUUUGAGCUAUUAUAUUGUAUAUGUUCAUUAGUAGUUUAUGGUAUUGUGUAUGAUACAUAUGAAUGUGGGCUGUGUAUGAGGGCUGCUUGUGGAAUUGUGUGUGUGUGGAUGGAUAUGUCACAUUGUGUGUUUGGUAGUGUGUGUGUGGGCUGUUUGGGGUAUUGCAUGUGAGAAGCUGCAUGUGGGGUUGGGUGCAUGUAUGUGGAUUGUUAGCGGGUUAUGUUUGUGCAGAUUGUGUGUAUGUUUGUGUGUAGGCUGUUCGUAUUAUUUGUAUAAGGGGAGGGUUAUUCUUCAUUUCUGUGUUAUGAAUGUAAAUUAGUGAUAGUAAAAUGUCUAUUUACUGUGUAUACCUGUAUUCAAUAUCUACUCAAAAUGGCUGCUAGAGCACCCCCUCCCACCAACUAACUACCUCGUGUAACAAGAUGGCGCCUACAUCCGGAGUAAAAUCCCGGGAUGAUGGUGACAUCACGCCUCGUAGGAUGUGCAUUAGAUAAGACACUUAACACCUAACCAAUUAAAGAUGUAUUCUCUCUGUUAUCUAAAAUUUUGCAUAUUAUAUAUUUUUGCCUUUAUAAGGGCCUUGCCGCCCCCUGAGUAAACAUUCCAAAGUUUUUCAUUAACCUGAUACCUGUGUCUCAGUGUAAUUUACUCCAGAGCGUGCAUGCAUUUAUUUUAACAAUUUGGAAAGGAGCAGAUACUCAGGUAAACACUUGGUUUGAUCCACAAUAUCUGUGUAUAUCUAGCAGUAUGGUUGGCUCCCCUGGGUUCCAGUGGGGACCAGGCUGGCCUGGUACAGGUCAAAGACAGGAGUUGCAACAGCAGCUGCAGGCUGCUCUACUACGUUGUGGAUUCCCAUUCACAAGUACUUGGAGGAAGUGAUCUGAGAUCAUUUUCUCUAUGUGCUGCAAUGCUUAAAUUGAGGAUUGUCCUUCACCAUCUUUUCGUAUUAGCAGUUAUUUUAAGUUUUACUGGGAUUCCUGAUAGGCCAGAGCCUGUUUGGCUCUAGCAGCCUUGAGUGCCGUGCAAAGACACCUUGAGUGCCGUGCAUGGCACUAGUGCUGUAGGUUGCCUAUCCCUGGUCUAUGUAGUCAGCAUCGCUCUGGAAGGUUGUUGAAAUCAAAACAAAGUGAUGCUGGCCUUAUUUAUAUUCCUUUGUCCCUAAAAGGGUGAAUCUGUAUCAUCAUUAAACCUUUAACUGGUUGGUGUCAGCCGUGACGUCAGAACUUAAUACAACUCUGUUAGUGACUUGUAUGUAUUAGAAUUAUUAUAUUGUGAUUACUAGCAGUGUUGCAUAUUCUGUACAGUUGGGGAAAGACAGGACAAUAUACACAAAUACCUGUAAAUUCAGAAUCCCUGUUUUAUUCAGCUGUAUUUUAACCAUUUCCCCAACAUAUGAAUUUAUCCAUGUUGCAGUAUCCCUGGUGAUAUAAUGCUCAGUGUGCUCAUAGUGUGCUGUUGUAUUACUGCCUCCUGUACGGGGUGCUGGUAAGACACUAACCUUCUAAAUUCACAUAUGUAUUGAUCGGAAUACCAUGCCAGGCACAGCUCACUGGAUUCAGCAGCGGAUCCCUGUUGGUUCUUACUUGUGUCCUGUGUGGCUGUCAUGGGAACAUUGUCAUUAUAUAACCUGGUGAUAUAUUACCACUAAUAUCAAUCAGGUCACUUCAUCUCAAUGAACCGGUCCUGGUGCAGUGGUUCUUUCGUUUUAACCAUUCAAGGUAAAAAAAAAACAACAAAAUUGACGUUUUACAGAAACCGCAAUGUUAACCUUGAGGGUUUAAACUUCAGUGACUUUUACACUGACAGCCACUGGAGGCACUGCACUGCAAUUUUGGUUCUAAAAGUAAUGUAAAAACCAUGGAAACCAAAUGAAGUUUGGAGCACAAUGAAUUUCUAUAUGGACACUUUUGUCUUUCUCCUGCUCAUUUAUUAAAGUGAGCCCUAAACAGAUAUUUUGGGGGAGGUUAUGGGGGGUGCUGAUGUUAUAGAUCUUUCCAAUGCUUUCUGAAUCUUUACUGCCUGUUGGUCACUGGGUUCUAGCAGCAUUGAGCUGGUAAGCAUGCUGACUUUCAUCAAGUAGUGUAGUUUAUAUAUCUGCAUCAGUGUUAAUAUUGGUGGCAAAUUUCAGUUUAGUUUUAGUCAUAGUCUUUGGACUAAAAUACCAUUUAAGUUUUAGUCGUAUUUUAGUCGUCUGAAUUGUUUUACUCGACUAAAUCUAAAAAAGAUUUGUUGACUUAAAUUUAGUCAACAAAAUGAGCACUGAUCUCCAUACACAUGGCAUUGUCGGAUCACUAUAUUAUUAACCCCUCUAUACUGGGGUAAAAAGCCAUUCUAAGACUUCUCCUUGACUCUUUCUAUAGUGGAAGUUAUUCGCUGUUUGAAUGGAGCUCUGCAAGUUGGCUGUGGGGCCUUUGCUUGUCUGGAAAACACAACCUGUGACACAGAUGGACUGUAUGAUAUCUGCAAAUCUUUCCUGUACAGCGCUGCCAAGUUUGACACUCAGGUAGGGUGACUUUCUAACUAAGGUGAGAUUCAUUAUGGGAUCCAUCAAUAAAAGGUAUCUGAAGAUGUGCUCCGUAUACUGUGAAUGACUAGGUUUGUUACAGUGUGGGUUUCAUGCUAUAUGUGCUGUAUAAUGACACUGGGUACAACAGUAUACCCAUUCAGUACACAUACUACGUGAGCUUUGGGUAAGGGCAUGUUAAAGGUUAGGAGGGUGUAGGGACAAACAUAGGAUUGUGGGCAUUAACAUGACAGAGAUUGAUAGAAGUUGCAGUCCAGUUGCAGAACAGCUAAACUCUAUGCCACCCCUAAGCCAACUCUAAUCAUGGCCUUAGCUCUAGCAGCAACAUUUAAAACAAUACUGUUAUUAACUAUAAUGGUGAUGUACCGUUUUUUCUAACCCGCCCAAUCGCCCCCUUUCUCCUCAGUCCGACGUGCAUUAGGUGAGGGGUUACAAUGAGUCCUGCAGACUUAACGCUUCUGCUUUUAGAAGUGGUCAUGGUGCAAGCAAUCUGUAUGUGCCGCGCUUUAUACUACCAGCACAUGUGGCUUAGUCAGCCUGGUGCUCUGUUCCAGACAGACUAAUGUGACUACUGUGCAAAAAUUAUGUCUAUUGUGAGCACGCACUGUGCGAAGGUGAUGGACGUUCUCUUGCAGGCAGCCUUAUGUACGCACGAGCAAGUAGAAACCAGUUUGGACUGUUUGCAGCCGCACGGUCCUAAUAAUGUCUCAUUUUUAAUGAUCCAACCUCCCUCCAGCCAACCAGCCCCUUGUCCACCACCCUUGUACAGCCAUCCUUGCUUUUCACAUAUACAGUAUAUUGUAUGUUCAAUAUGAGAAGGACUAUCCACACAAAGAUCUGUGUAUUAAAAAUGUCAAUUAUAAGGAGCUCUGUGAUACCCUGCCUCAUCUAUGCCUUCAUUCCACUUUGAGUGGAGCAAGCUUAAAAAAAUAAUUUGCUACUACCUAAGGUUCUGAAUAUAUGAGCAUGGGUUAUCUUCUGUAAUAUUCCCCUGAAAAUAAUACCAAAUAUGUUAAUUUACCUAAAUCUAAUAUUGUUAAAAACAAGUUGAUAUCAUUUUUUGCUCAAUAAACAAGGCACCCAGCAUUUGCUGCACUACCACAUUGUGGAUGACUUUCUAUUCUCAUGAUGCCUCAGGCUUGCUCAUGCAUGCUUGGGCAUGUACAUAGAAAUCCUGUAUAAUUGUACAUACUCUCUGCUAUUCCUUCAGUAGAACGCUAUUCUCCUUGCAUACAGUACUGCAGAGGUUAAUCCAAUUAACUUGCUUUGUCUGACAUGCCCAGCAUGACAUUUAAAAUAGUAAGACAUGAUCGCUUAAAAAAAAAUCAGUAGCUACCUUUAAGAUUAAAGGGACACUAUGGUCACCAGAACAACUACAACUUAAUAUAAUGGUUUUGGUUUCUGUAGCCUGUCCAUGCAAUGUAACACAGCCUCUUUAAAGAAUUGCUGCCUAGUGACAGUCACUCAGACAGGCACUAGAGGUGCUUUCUGGAUCAGUGCUGCACAAUGUGCAGCAUACACAUUGCAUGUAGACGCUGAUCCUUCCUCAUAGAGAUUCAGUGCAUCUCUAUGAGGAGAUGCUGAUUGGCGCGACAUGGUCUUUUGACGCACAUGUGCAUUAGUCUCGUAGGAAAGCAUUGGAUUGGCUGAGAUCAUCAAUUAUGAUGAUCUCAGCCAAGGAGAUGCAGUGGGGACAGAACCAGCCAGGAUGAGACACACGCGGCGCUAGAAUAAAGGUAAGUUAUACUUUUUUAAAGGUGGAAAGGUGGGACUGGCCACCUAAAACAUGUUUUUAACACAAUACACGUUACACUAUACACAUUUGUUUUCCUGGCACUAUAGUGUUCCUUUAAUUAAAAUCUGACAAAAAAGGUCACUCCACCCCUCUAAUGAUUUCAUCUCAAUUACGUCUUUAUGGGAGUUGGAGUCCAUGGGCACUUUUACCUUUGUAGGGUUAAAACAUUUGAAAGCAUAUGUCUCGUGAUGGUCCGGCUCUCAGCCUAUCACUGGCAGCUGACCCAAUCCUCCCUGAUAAUUGCUGAGGCCAAGAAGAGGCAGUGUAGACGAGUGGGUCUACUGUGAUAGGUCAAUUACCACCUCAAUUUGAAUUAAUUGCUUGCAACAGUAUAAGUAUAGCAUUGAGUUGCUCUACAUUUUCAAUGGAAUAUAAAUCUAUAGAUUGACUGAAUAUAUGUAAACAGUGUGUUAGUUCUGAUAUAUCAUGUGACGUGCCAUGACAAAAGUUAUACAAUUGGCAGCUGAUUUUGACAUGUUACAUCUGUGCUCAUAGAAAGCAUAGUGACCUGGUCUAAUAUGUUCUGUUUACAGGGUAAGCUGUUCGUUAAGGAGAGUCUGAAGUGCAUAGUCAAUGGUAUAAAUGCUAAAAUAUUCAUGGCCAUUAGAAGGUGUUCCAGCUUGCAAAGGCUGAUAUCAGAAGUUCAAGAGGAUUGUUACACCAAGCUGGAUAUCUGCAUUGUGGCCCGUUAUAAUCCCGAAGCCAUCACUGAGGUUCUAAAUCUACCCCAACACUUUUCAAACAGGUGAGAACCGCGUUCUUCUUUUCCUAGUUAAUAUAGGGGGGGAAUAAAAUUCAUAGUUACUUGUUCUUAACCCGAGUUAGUACCCAAAACCUGUCCACAUACUACCGUUUGCAUGACCCUACCGCUGGUGGGAACUUGCCUGUUUUUUGUUAGUUUAGAGAAUUCUGUGACACUGAGAGGAGCAUAAUGUUUUAUAUAAUGUUCUUAUAAUUUAUAUUACAAUUCAAGAGUGGACUAUCUAGCUAACAUUGCCAUAAAGACAUGGGUUUCCAAGCUAAUGCCAGGUGUAUCAGAUUAGACCCAUCAAAACGAUUUCAAAGCAUUUUAGCAUAGACAUUGCACACAGAUCUUACAUAAUGCCAGAAAACACAACAUUAAAUAAUUUUCCAGACAUCUGGUUCGCCUUCUUAUUGUGCAUCAUUCAUUGAUGUUUGUCGGAUUGCUGUGUGACAUAAUCUCAGUGUUGUGCAAUGAGCUCAGACAAGUUGAUUUAUUGAAACAUGGGUUUUGCUGUCACAUUCACUGUAUAUACAGUGACUAAACCAUUUGUCCUACAAAAGAAGCCUUGAACAAUUCAAUCACCCCUUUGUUACUGUUAAACGAGACAAUGAUGUAUUUAUGAAAUUAUUGGUGGUAAGCUUACUGGAAAUUAAGAUAAAAUCAUUUGUGGCAACAGUAAAUGAGUACCAUUAAUUACCUUGUUUACAUUACAUAUAUGAUACAAUUUUUAUUACUAUUUGCAUGCAUCAGUGCUUAAAUUUACAUGCUAUCAUUCUCACAAACAUAUUUGUCACUGCGUGUAUUUGUGAGUUGUGGGUAAGGGGUAUAUAGUUAUAGAUAGAUAUACAUAUCUCUUAUUUUUUAAAAAGUGAAAUAGUGGCUGAUGGCAAAAAGAGUUAGCGCCCUUCAGCAUGGAAAGAUAAAUGUUGCCAUCCAUUAAGGAGGAUGAAAGAGAGCUGGCAAUAUUUUCCUUGCUACGUGAAAUAAUCUUUAUAUGCCAUACACACUCUAUCAAGAAACCUGUCCGGUUCCAACACUUUCCCGGGCUUACAUUGUCUCCCUCUCUCCUUGCAGAGACACUGACCCAGAGUACACCACUGAGGAGAAUCAGUCCUAUCAAUUUGAAGCCGCAAAUUGGUAGCAAGCCUGAUUCCUUGCUUCAGAAAUGUGAUGUCGCAUUCUCAUCAAGGUCCUAAAUCUGUCCAGCUAAGUGUGGUGGCUGGACUGAGUCUGCAAAAUCUGGCCUUCCUAGGCAUGCAUGCGCCAGGAAGGCACUCUCUUAACCCCUUAUUAAUUCCCUUUUAUUCCAGAAGUUUGGUCCUUAAGGGGUAGAAGGUGGUCAAAAGCAGGUGGUGUGUCUCCGCUCUAGUGUGCUUAUCCUGCAUUCUUUGAUUACCUGGUAUCUGACCAUCUUCUUGUUAUAUCGUUUGUUAUCCUGUACUGCCCGUGUAGACCUUUGGCUAUACCGACUGUGUCUCUGCUCAUUCCCUAUUUGUACUUCAGUUGGUGACUUUCUCCAACGACCUGCUGCAUUUUGGGAUCCUUCCAUUUAAACCUUACAAAACAAUUCCUGACCUUUUCACAUAAUCCUUUUAACAGAGUCUCAAGCAGAUUUUCCGGGGCUCCAGAAGCAGCCAAGGAAUCCAUGAUGCUAGGCUGUAGAGGAUACGACACACUGUUUGCCAAAAGCAGGCAUUUAAAGUGGAAGAAUUGCAGUUGUUAAUAUCUUUGCAACGCCUGAUAGCGGAUUAAAACUCAGCUAUGGGUUGUGGAUUUUGUUUCUAAACUCCCUGUGGUUUUUACUUUUUAAUUUUAUUGUAUGCCUAGUUGUCCUGUUACAGCUAGAAAAUUCAAUGUUAAAUAACGUAAAACCACAAGGUUCCUUGUGCAUGAGGUCAUGCAGGAGUUCUGCUACGUGGAAGUUACACCACAGGAGGCAAUGAAGCUGCCCUGGACGUUGAAGUGUAGCAGAGGUGUGCUUUGUUUACUUACCUCUCCUUUUCUGCUCACUCUUUAAUAACAUUUACUGGAUAAUGGCUUGAGAAGCUGUCACUUUCUGAGAAAUAUCAGUUCUUUUUUAGAAUGUUAUGAUUGGUAUAGCUGUCUUCACUACCCAGGUGCUGUUCAUUCAUUGGUCACCCACAGCAUCAUAAGUAUGGAAUAAUCUGUUUGUUUUAGCCAUAAAUCUUCUUACCUGUAGUUGUAAAACUUUGACCCCUCUUUACUUCUUGUAACUUCUAAUUCACAUUUGAAAAACAAUGCCGCUCUAUAUUUAUUGAGUGGAACAAUGCAUUCUGAUUCAGGGAGCAGAUUUUUGUUAAUUUAUCACAGAUUAUCCAGUCUUUAGGGGAAAGCUUUUUGGGUGCUCUUAGUUACAAAUAAUAGGGGGCUUUUAAUCAACCUGAUUCUGUCACAGUUGAUCUUAAAUAAAGGUUGGAUGGAAGCAUAAUCUCAUAGGUUGUCAAGGUUACUGAGAUUUUAUUUCUAGAAAAUCAAAUGUGGAAAUCCAGUGCAUCUAGUAUUAAACUACCGGUACCUGGCUCAUUCAAGCCAUUUAACCAUUCAAGAGUCCGUAGAUCUGUUAAAGUGCCAACCUUUGUCUCAAUACAGGUAUUACAACAAACUGCUCGGCAGCCUACUGGAUUGUGAUGAAGAAACAGCUACUGCUGUGAAAAACAAUUUAAUGGAUCAGAUUGGACCCAAUCUAGCCAGCCUCUUUAAGGCUCUGCAUGGUGACAGGUGUCCCCAGAUUCCACCCAAAGCAGACUUCAACCGCAAGAGAAACGUGGACCCCCAGAAACUCCGGGUCUACCGAACCAACCUUCGUGGUGCAGGAAUUGGUCACGACUCCUUGGAAUUGGACUAGCAGGAGGCCUGGCGGAAAAGGUGUAAAUGAAAGUACUGAGAGGGGUAACCUGAAAGUGGACUACAUGUUCCUUUCUGGAUUUCAACAUUUUAAAUGUAGCAGUAGUUUAUCUGUUGUCUUGUUUGUUUUUUGCUUUUUUAGAUUGCAAAUUAAUGUAUUUUUGAGAAGGAGCUAUGCGUUGAAUAUGGUUCAAUCUCCUUUAAUUACUAUUUAUUUUGGGGUGAUCAGAGAGCCCAUGAGAAAUAUACUACAGAGGGGUUUCUACUUGUUUUGCUGCCGUGUUUUCCAUACGUUACCCUUUUUAUUUUGUAGUGUUGGAAGAUGAAACUUUUAAUGCUCCACUGCCUCUUAUUGUAUAGCUAGGAGUCUUCAUGUUUCUCUAAAAGCUCCCCUCAUUAUGAAGAAAGUUUUACAGAACCCAGGAAGUAGAAAUACUAACAAAUGAAAGCGUGCUUAAAAUAAAAUGGACGUUUAUUUUAAAGUGAAAUGUUCAAAUUACAGAAUUUACUUUUAUGGGUCAACAGUACCACAGUCCAACUCUUGGCCUACAUCAUUGCUAGUUUUCAGAUACGCACUGGUCUAUAAAUCUUAUUAUAUCCCAAAAGCUGAGCUGACUCUGAGAACUGAACAUGUAAACUGGAGAUAUUGCAGUUGAGCUACUGUAUUAGUUUAUAUAUUACAACAAAGAUCUACUCUGACGUGGUUAUUCGCUAAAGGGAGAAUUGUCACUAAUUCAAUGCGAAUUUCAAAUUAUCCAGGUCAAAUUCCAGUUUGGCUAUUUUGACCAUAAAUUUGAAACUGCAAUUCACUUUGAAUUCCCAACAAUUCUCACUUUAGUUAAUAGCAAUGUUAAGGAUAUAUCCUCUGCCAACAGCGUUUUGUGGUCAUGUAAAGUCUUCUGAUAAUUGGUAAAGCAUAUGGAGUAAGGCUUCUGUGAUCAUCUAUCUUGGUUGGGGUUUUUUUGAGGGGGGGGAGGGUUCUAAACUACAGCUAAUGUUAGCUUAAUAUUUAUUUAGAUUGUUUUGCAUGAACAUUCUGUAUCUGUUGUCAAGUAUGUCACAGAUGAUUCAUUCUGCAGUAUUAGAGGGGAAGUGUCUCCUCCAUGUGCCUUAGUUCUAUUACUGGACCUGGUUUUAUGCAAGAUCUUUUCCGUUAAAGGCAAGUUUUGCUAUAGAGAAUGUAAAUUUCAUGUUUAGCAUCCCGACACCAGGAUGUAUAACAGCGUGCAAGAGGCUGGCUUUUGUUUUCUACAUCUGAGCAUUUAAAAUUCUCUAUUUUCCUUCUGUUCACCUAAUGAUAAAUAUACUUUUUAAUAAAUGGCAAAUACUUAUCUAUAUCAACUGGCAUAUUUAUUGGCUGAUAAGAGUGUUGUUUCAUGAAUAUACAAAAUCAAGAAAAAUGAAUAGAUCCUAUUAAUGCCAGGUUAACAAACACAAUCAAAUAUGAUAUAAUUAAAAACAAAACAG
Pelobates cultripes (western spadefoot toad) is the source of this 10374-nucleotide messenger RNA. The record is from the annotation of a GenBank genome assembly. Lineage: Eukaryota; Metazoa; Chordata; Amphibia; Anura; Pelobatidae.